This is a messenger RNA of Myripristis murdjan (pinecone soldierfish), 2453 nucleotides long. Its product is annotated as retinol dehydrogenase 8. The record is from RefSeq and is a predicted model, not a curated record. The coding region runs from base 218 to 1144 and encodes 308 amino acids. Lineage: Eukaryota; Metazoa; Chordata; Actinopteri; Holocentriformes; Holocentridae. Gene Ontology annotation, biological process: estrogen biosynthetic process. Gene Ontology annotation, molecular function: estradiol 17-beta-dehydrogenase [NAD(P)+] activity. Gene Ontology annotation, cellular component: cytosol; cytoplasm. The transcript has 6 exons.
AAGGCGGCUUGGUGGCAAUUAUGUUUACCAAAACACUGAAUCACAACAUUUCAUUGCAAAUGAACAACUUAAAUACACUAAACAUCAAAGAUUAAUGACACAUGACAGUGUAACAGUCUUCAAGGAUGGGAUUUUCCUUUAGUCUUAUAUCUUUGUUCGCAGCAUUGUUUAGCAGGGUAGCCUGGAUCACCUGCUGCAGCCCUGAGGUCAGAGAUCCAUGGGGACCAGGAGGGUGCUGGUGACCGGGUGCUCCUCCGGCAUUGGCCUGGCAGUGGCUGUCCGGCUGGCCAAGGACGAGCUGAAACGCUUCAAAGUGGUGGCCACCAUGAGGGACCUGGACAAACGGGAGCGCUUGGAGAAAGCAGCAGGCGACUCCCUCAACAAAACCCUGGAGAUCAAACAGCUGGACGCCUGCAGUGAGGACUCCAUCAGAGAGUGUGUCAACAGCCUGCCAGACAGACGGGUUGAUGUACUCGUGAACAAUGCGGGCGUGGGCAUGAUUGGGCCGCUGGAGUGCCAGAGUAUAGCUGCCAUGCAGGAGCUGUUCGACACUAACUUCUUUGGCCUGGCACGGCUGGUGAAAGAAGUGCUGCCGGACAUGAAGCGGCGGCAGAGUGGCCAUAUUGUGGUGAUGAGCAGUGUCAUGGGCAUACAGGGGCUUCUGUUCAAUGAUGCCUACUCUGCUUCCAAAUUCGCUGUGGAAGGAUUUUGUGAAAGUCUGGCAGUACAAGCAAUGAAGUUUAACAUCAAGAUGACUCUAGUGGAACCUGGCCCUGUGGUGACAGAGUUUGAAAAUAAAGUUUAUGAGAGUGCUGCGAAGAUGGACCUAUCAGGGACGGAUGCGGAGACUGCCAGAAUCUUCCACGAGAUUUAUCUGCCGUACUCCAGAAAGGUCUUCACCUCAUUAGGCCAGACACCCGAGGAAGUGGCCGAGCAAACGCUAAAAGUGAUCACAGCCAAGGCGCCUCCUCUCCGCCACCAGACCAACCGCCUCUACAUGCCCUUGACUGCACUGAAACAUGCAGAUCCCACUGGGCGUCUGCCUCUGGACACCUUCUACAAGAUGAUAUUCAAACAUGACAGUGUGUUCAAUGCUACACUUGGGCUGCUGCGCAUGCUGCAGAAGAGGGCUGGGAAGAGUUAAAGAUGUGAUCGACAGGUUAUUCUGACGGCAAACCUUCAGUCUGCUGCAGUUUGGAAAGAGAGGGAAGCACAGCAGUGGGUGAUUCAUUCUGGUAGCUGUAACUCUAUAGAUGAGAGUUGUUGAGACCAAUGUGACUGUAAUGACUGAACUCCUUAGCAUUUAGUCAAUUUUUGGCACAAAAUGUGAGAGAUAAAGUACGUCUUCAUGUACUGUAAAAACGCACAAUAUAUUAUGCAGUAUUUCUCAAGCAUACAAUCCAUCUUUCUAUUACUGCCCAUGUUUUUGUGAGUGCCUGUGAAUGAACCAGGUGUGGUAGUGAUCAUUAAUGUCAUGAUCUGUCAGCUGUUUCCGGCUGCAAUAUGGAAUGAAAUACAGAGAGCAGCCCCAUGGUUAGAAAAACAAACAAAAACAGAUAGAUGUGGCUCGUAAUGACAUGCCAUCCCUUAAAUUUACAUGUAGAAGCUAUAUUAAAAAAUACGAUGGGGUGAAUAUCGGUUGAGAGGGGACCCCAAAUAAGAUUUGCAAAUAGAUGAGGGAAAAAAUGGUAAAUUAAAAUUGAUGGAGAGUCAGAUGUGCAUUAAAGAUUUAUUUUCAAAUGGGCUUAACAGUAAAUGGAAAGGAUAAAGCUGUUCUCAUAGCAUAUAAUAGAUUAGCAGUGCACCCGGUCGUUCGAUAAUGAAUGUAAUGUAAUGCCCAAACCCCUAUUUAUAGUGAAGAUGAGACCUUGCACCAUUUUCUGUUUCAAUGCUAUGGGUCUGUGGAUGUAUGGUUAAAAUGAAGGUAAUGAAUCUUGAUUGAUAUUAAUAAGAAGACAUGUAGAUAUGACAUUUUUCAAGGAAAUUUAUCAGUGCAAGAAGAUUUGUUUUGGUUGGUUAUAAAUGUGGUAUCUAAGUUGUGGAAAACAAGAUGUCAUGUGUCUUUUAGCUCAACUCAAAUGGUAUCUAGGGAAACACUGGUAAAACAGAUGACAAUUAUUCUUUAAAGAGCACAAACUGUUGAUCAUAAAAAAAAAAGAAGAAUGUACCAUGGUGUGUUUGAAGUGUUGAUUUAACAGAGUAGACUGGACAGAGUGAGACUAGAUGGGUGCAUGUAGCAUUGAAAGUAAUGGCCAAUGAUAAUGUUUAGAAAAUAUGGUAUUUAAAAUGUGAAAAUUUCAAUUUAUUGAUUUUAGAUAGAUUAAAAUAUAGAUACAUAGAUGACUAGUAUGGUGAAUAUACGAGAGAGCUUACCAAAAAAAAAAAAAAAAAAAAACCCUGCAGUCAAAAUGCAUAACUUUUGUGAGCUUCUGGAAUAUGGAAUACAUUGAGUA